Molecule: messenger RNA, 1271 nt
Organism: Trypanosoma cruzi
Lineage: Eukaryota; Euglenozoa; Kinetoplastea; Trypanosomatida; Trypanosomatidae
Product: trans-sialidase, putative
Exons: 1
Biological process (GO): ganglioside catabolic process; oligosaccharide catabolic process
Cellular component (GO): intracellular membrane-bounded organelle; membrane; cytoplasm
Molecular function (GO): exo-alpha-sialidase activity
Source: RefSeq, a predicted model, not a curated record
AUGCUCUCACGUGUUGCUGCAGUGAAGGCACCCCGCACACACAACCGUCGCCGCGUGACCGGAUCCAGCGGAAGGAGGAGGAAAGGAAGAGAGAGUGAGCCGCAGAGGUCCAACAUGUCUCGGCGUGUGUUUACUUCCGCGGUGCUCCUCAUUGUUGUGAUGAUGUGCUGCAGCAGUGGAACUGUGACUGCACAAGCUAAUGAGCCAACGUCAGAUCCAAAUUAUAAAUGGAAGGACGUCAAGGAUGAGGAUGGUGGUGUAACUGUGGAAUCGUUGGGUGUUCCCGGCCUUCUAAAAGUGGGGAGUGACGUAUUUGCCGUUGCCGAGGCGCAGUGCAAAAAGAACGGUGAAAGCGACAUUUUUACUGGCAUUGCAUCCCAAAUUAUCACGAAAGAUAAAGCUGACAAACCAAUGGAAGUGUCAAAUGGAGCCGAAGAUAAGGCACAAGUUUUGGAAAAAUACCAUUCAGCAGCGGUGAAGAAAGUAGAUGUGAGCCGACCAACAACAGUUAUGCAGGGAAAUGAUAUUUACAUGCUUGUUGGAAAAUACAGUCCUACAGCUGCUGAUGAGAAUAGAGGUGCCGGUGACGGGGGAUUUUUGCUGUUGAAAGGGGAAGUUAGUGCUGACGAAAGUGGCGGUGGCAAAAGAAUCAAAUGGAAAUAUACCACCGAUGUCCCGCGGGCAUCUUUUGGCGAACUAGAUUCGUGGACAGGGUUUAUUGGCGGCGGUGGAUCGGGUAUUGAGACGAAAGACAGAACUCUCUUAUUCCCAGUGCAAGGCACGAAGAAGAAGGGUGAAGCACAAAACGAUGAAAAGGCCGUUUCGUUGCUCAUAUACACCUUGAAGGACACUAAGAGUUGGACGCUAUCGAAGGAGGUUCCUGACGGUGGCUGCAGUGAUCCCUCCGUCGUGGAGUGGGGGGAGGACAAAAAACUCAUGAUGAUGACUGCGUGUGAUGAUGGCCGCCGCAGGGUGUACGAGUCCGGUGACAAGGGGGAUUCGUGGACGGAGGCACUCGGGACACUCUCGCGCGUGUGGGGCAACAAAAAGGGUGAAGAAGUGAAGGCCGUUAGAAGCGGGUUCAUCACGGCGACGAUUGACGGUGUUGAAGGUAACAGAAAUGUGAUGCUUGUCACUCUGCCGGUAUAUUCCAAGGAGGACAGUAAAAAAGUAACGGGCAAUGGAAAGGGUGAACUCCAUCUUUGGCUGACGGACAACACGCACAUUGUUGAUAUUGGGUCGGUAUCCGGUGAUGAUGACGUUGCCGCCAG